CAGAAGCAAAAAACCUUACGGAAGAUUUUUAUGCAGAUGAUGAUGGCGGGAGUGAAGAAGCAGGACCCGGCGAUCAAGCAGGCGGUCGUGCGAAGGGUCGUGGAUGCGUGCAAGAAGGUGCGGUACUUAUGCAUUGCAAAAGCAUCGUACUAGUAUAAAUAGCAUCACAAAUUCCCUCAGCAUUAGAAAUGGAAUUUGUAAUGCGGAUUCCCCCAAAGAAAGGGAUUUGUAAUGCAUGACAGCGAUUAGUACGAGUACGAUGCUUUUGCACAGGAUAGUACUGUCCCCACUGCAACGAAUACAACGGAAGCGUGAAGAGGUCCGGCGGGAUUCCGCUGGCUUUUAAACACGAAAGGUUCGGCUCUGCGAAGAACCUGGUCAUAGGCGCCGGGGGUGCAGGACCCAGCAGUGGAGGUAGUGCCGCAGCUGCAGCUUCGGGAGGAAAACUUCUAUCCUCCGCAGUAAACGAAAACUCAGCGGCGUUAGCGCUGCACUCCGGGGGGUCCGCGCUCCAAGCGGCGCAGACGGCCGCCGGCGGGGUUCCGGAGGACAAUUUCAUUUUGGCGGAGUCCGUGC
Amoebophrya sp. A120 is the source of this 576-nucleotide messenger RNA. NCBI's taxonomy places the organism in Eukaryota, Dinophyceae, Syndiniales, Amoebophryaceae. The record is from the annotation of a GenBank genome assembly.